AUGAAGCUCCUUUUCCCUGUCUUUGCCAGCCUCAUGCUUCAGUACCAGGUGAACACAGAAUACUUGGGCUUGAGAAGAUGUUUAAUGGGUUUGGGGAGAUGCAAAGACCAUUGUGCCGUGAAUGAAAAAGAGAUACAGAAAUGCAAGAAGAAAAAUUGUUGCAUUGGACCAAAAGUGGUUCAACUGAUAAAAAGCCACAUGAAUGAAAUGUCUCACAUAUUUGAAGAGGAUUCCCAAGAACUGCGAAAAACUACCAAGAAUUCUAAUGCUGUGAUGCAAACGAAGCAUCAUAUUUUAUCUUCUCUCCCCAAAAGCAAAAGUACAGGCCCUUUGGCCAACAUCAACACCAUCAUCGUCCCAAAUGCCAUCCCUGUGAACUCUGCCACCAUCAACCCCAGGAUCUCAGGAAAGAUUAUAUACACUGCUACUUCUCCCAAGAGUGACACCAAAAGAAGCAGAGAUUCAGCUACCAACUCCCCACCACCAGCACCACCACCAUAG
Diceros bicornis minor is the source of this 501-nucleotide messenger RNA. RefSeq names its product defensin beta 129 (gene DEFB129). The coding region runs from base 1 to 501 and encodes 166 amino acids. Lineage: Eukaryota; Metazoa; Chordata; Mammalia; Perissodactyla; Rhinocerotidae. The transcript is spliced from 2 exons. The record is from RefSeq and is a predicted model, not a curated record.